Molecule: messenger RNA, 1079 nt
Organism: Pelagomonas calceolata
Lineage: Eukaryota; Pelagophyceae; Pelagomonadales; Pelagomonadaceae
Source: the annotation of a GenBank genome assembly
AACCAUCGAGCUAGUCGUCGCGUCGAUGGCGUGGAGGUCGACGCUAAGGGGGCCGGCCCGGGAAAUCCAAUUUCUGCACAGGUCUGCGACCAAGGGGGCGGGUGCAAGAUCCUCAUCAUCAGCACUGGUAAAGUGAACUUUAGAGGAGACAGGAGCGAGGCUUGGUGCACGAACCAAGGAAACAACCCGAACAAGGAGACGCUCUGGUGCGCCGAUGCGGAUCCGACACCCUGCCCGUGCCUCACCUACCCCUCGUCUCGUGACCGUGUGGAAACCAUCGAGCUAGUCGUCGCGUCGAUGGCGUGGAGGUCGACGCUAAGGGGGCCGGCCCGGAAAUCAAUUUGCGCUGGGUGCUGACCAAGGGGCGGGUGCAAGAUCCUCAUCAUCAGCACUGGUAAAGUGAACUUUAGAGGAGACAGGAGCGGGAAGCUUGGUGCACGAACCAAGGAAACAACCCGAACAAGGAGGCACGCUGGUGCGCCGAUGCGGAUCCGACACCCGUGCCUCGCCUGCCCCAUCGACACCUCUCGUCUCGUGACCGUCCAUCCAUCGAGAGCUGGUCGUCGCGUCGAUGGCGGGAGGUCGACGCUAAGAGCGCCGGCCCAGCGCGGUAAACCAAUUUACUACUAUGCAACACUCGUAGUUGGCUUGGCCCAGCCUCUGGCUGGUGAGCCAGGACCUCGCCAACCCUAUAACGCAACGCGACACGCUACUCGCCAGCUGCGUAGGCGCCAGUGUCGGCGGCAGUUUCGCGGCAAGGUGGGCUCGGAUGGUUUUGAAAAGGUGCUCAUGGGCUGCUGAGAGAAAUCGACUAAAAAUGCUUGAAGCGGCGGCGCUUGCGGCGUAGGCGCUUGCACGUGUAUAGUACCGACCCUAGGCGACCCCAGGGAGACCUGUUCGACAGGGAUUGACAGGAUUCAACCGGCGCGGCCGCCCUGUGGCCUCGUCCGCCUCCGCGCCGCGAAACUAUCUUGAAAAGGUGCUCAUCGGAACGCGGGGAGCGAGAGAAACGUUUUUACGGGGACGGAAAGAAAGGGCGAGCGGCGAAGAACAGCGUUCUGACGACCGGCGUAAAACAG